UCAAUCUUCGAAUCCUGCUUUCGGCAAUCGGUUGUCUCGAGAAAGAAAAGAAGCGAAAAUCAGACGCGAAGAUGGGAAUGACGAGAGGCCAUUCUAUCGCAGCCAUUUCUAUUGGUACUCUGCAGUUAUUGUUUUCCAUUGCUUUGAUCAUUCCCUCUUUCGUUCUUUCGAGUUAUAGCAACCAAUACGACGUCAACACAUCCAUGACGCCAUAUUGGAGUGGGUUUCCGUUCUUUCUCUGUGCAAUUUUUGGCAUUUGUGGAGGUGUUACCAAGAACCAUUGUUGUAUGGUUGCAUUUUUGGUCUUCAGCAUUAUUGUCACAGUCAUUUCUGCAAUAGCGUCGAUUGUUGUCACUAUAGCUCUGACCGUUAUAGGUGAUGUUUAUGAUUGCUCAUAUGGUAACAGUUAUGGAGGUAUGUUAGACUCUACCAUUAUUUUGGGCUGUGUUACAACUUGCUGUGCCCCACCUGAUCCCCCCAUGGUGGUUAUUGCUCAGCCAACAAUGGCCCCCACUGGUGUGGUGGUAUCUCAUUCAUCCAUGCAGGUUAGCGGAGGGGCUCCAAUGGCCUACCCCCAGGGUGGUUACCCUCUGGGUGCUUACCCUCAGGGUGCUUACCCUCAGGGUGCUUACCCUCAGGGUGCUUACCCCCAGGGUACUUCUACUGGACAGGCCAUGUUCACAGAAGAAACAGCACAGACUCACGACAAGGCUCCCUUGGUUGUGUAAACUGUCAUCACAGUUUAUUACAUUAGUUUGAUAUUUCCUUUUUUCUAGGUUAAAUUUGUUGUAAGUUUCAGUGCAUAGUUGGCAUCUUACUCAGUGUGCAGUCAUAAACUAAAGAAUUAGAGCCCUUUGUUAUCUUUUCACAAAGAAAAAUUGAUUCAAAAUAUUUUUUUAUGAAGAAUGAUUCCAGUUUGUUAUGGCAGACGGAUAUUUUCCUCUCCAUUG
This is a messenger RNA of Pocillopora damicornis (cauliflower coral), 950 nucleotides long. RefSeq lists its product as uncharacterized. NCBI's taxonomy places the organism in Eukaryota, Metazoa, Cnidaria, Anthozoa, Scleractinia, Pocilloporidae. The record is from RefSeq and is a predicted model, not a curated record.